GCGCGUCGGAACGAGCGCACGAGUCCCCGGCGCGCCCGCCGCGCUCGCCCCGCCGCCGCUGCCAGCCGGGCGCCGCCUGCGCUCCGGACCAGCCCGAGUCGCCCAUCGGCGACGUCCGCGGGGUCCCCGGGAGGGCGAGGGAAGGGCCGUCCGCGUCGCCCACGCCCGAUUCCUCGCACCGAGUCCCCUGCAAACGCCGCCCGGACCGCGGGGCUGCCCCGGGGAGUCGCUGAGGCCGAGCACCCCGGGAAGGAGGAUCCCGCGGACGGCUGCAGCCCGAGCUUCCUGCAUCAAAGGUGGACUUCUUGCUCUGCCCACAACUCUGCUUACACUGGGAUGCUUGUAGCUGUCCCUUCAAAGUCCUUAGUGAAUUUUUAUUGGCCAUCAUUAGGAUAUUUCCCAUUUCCUCUGUUAGUUCCAUCGUCGUCGUCGUCAUCAUCAUCACCACCAUUCUCCUCCUCAUCAUCACAGACUAAAUUUUCUGUGAGUCCUGAUCAAGGGGUACAAAUGUGCUGCAAUGGUGACAUAAACUAUUGACUGAGACUGGAACAGGAGCUGGACACCAUCUCUUCUCUUCUUCUUUUUUUUUUUACGGUGCUUCUAUUGGAACAGUCUGAGUAAAGUACAUACAACAUGAGUUUUAUCAUGAAGCUUCACAGACACUUUCAAAGGACGGUUGUUCUGCUUGCCACAUUUUGUAUGGUGAGCAUUAUUAUUUCUGCGUACUACCUGUACAGUGGCUACAAACAGGAAAAUGAACCCUCUGAGAUGAUGUCCGAAGUGGACUGUGGGGAUUUCCAGCACCUACCAUACAGGCUUGUGGAAGUGAAGGCAAUGAAGCUUUCUGAUGCCUCGAGGACAGACCCCACAGUCCUGGUGUUUGUGGAGAGCCAAUACUCAUCACUUGGUCAAGACAUAAUUAUGAUUCUAGAAUCCAGUAGAUUCCAGUAUCACAUUGAAAUUGCUCCUGGAAAGGGGGAUCUCCCAGCACUUACAGAAAAAAUGAAAGGCAAAUAUAUCCUCAUUAUUUAUGAGAAUAUAUUAAAGUAUAUAAAUAUGGACUCUUGGAACCGAAGCCUUUUAGAUAAAUACUGCGUGGAAUAUGGUGUGGGUGUCAUUGGAUUCCACAAAAGUAGCGAGAAGACUCUACAGAGCUUUCAGUUGAAAGGUUUCCCUUUCUCCAUAUAUGGAAACCUUGCAGUAAAAGAUUGUUGUAUUAAUCCUCAUUCUCCAUUGCUUCAUGUGACCAAAUCUUCCAAGCUUGAAAAAGGUUCUUUACCUGGAACUGACUGGACAGUUUUCCAGAUUAAUCACUCAGCCUACCAACCAGUAAUAUUUGCCAAAGUAAAGACUCCAGAGAACCUUUCUCCUCCUCCCAUCUCUAAAGGUGCUUUUUAUGCCACUGUCAUACAUGACUUGGGGCUUCAUGAUGGAAUUCAAAGAGUUUUUUUUGGCAACAACUUGAACUUUUGGUUGCACAAGCUUAUAUUCAUAGAUGCUGUUUCCUUCCUGUCAGGAAAGAGGCUGACACUGUCCUUGGACAGGUACAUUCUUGUGGAUAUUGAUGAUAUUUUUGUGGGAAAGGAGGGAACAAGAAUGAACACCAAUGAUGUUAAGGCCCUGCUUGACACUCAGAAUCUUUUGCGUGCACAAAUCACAAAUUUUACGUUCAACCUGGGAUUUUCAGGAAAAUUUUACCAUACAGGAACUGAAGAGGAAGAUGAAGGGGAUGACCAUCUUCUGGGGUCUGUGGAUGAGUUUUGGUGGUUUCCUCAUAUGUGGAGCCAUAUGCAACCCCACCUCUUCCAUAAUGAGUCAUCUUUGGUGGAGCAGAUGAUUCUCAACAAAAAAUUUGCCUUAUUCAGCAGAACUGCUAAUUCACAUUGGCUGAAAUGUCUCUUGUCAAGUGAGCAACCUUCUAGAUUGGAGCACGGCAUUCCUACCGACAUGGGCUACGCGGUGGCCCCUCACCAUUCGGGCGUCUACCCUGUACACGUUCAGCUUUACGAGGCCUGGAAGAAGGUUUGGAACAUUAGAAUCACCAGCACUGAAGAAUAUCCACAUCUGAAACCAGCUAGAUACCGGAGAGGCUUCAUCCACAAAAACAUCAUGGUUCUUCCAAGACAAACCUGUGGGCUUUUCACUCACACAAUUUUCUACAAAGAAUAUCCAGGAGGUCCCAAAGAGCUGGACAAGAGUAUCCAAGGAGGUGAACUUUUCUUCACUGUGGUUCUCAAUCCAAUCAGCAUUUUCAUGACGCAUUUGUCCAACUAUGGGAAUGACCGCCUGGGACUAUAUACGUUUGUUAAUCUGGCCAACUUUGUGCAGAGCUGGACCAACUUGCGACUUCAGACUCUGCCUCCAGCGCAGCUGGCUCACAAGUAUUUUGAGCUCUUUCCUGAUCAAAAAGACCCUCUCUGGCAGAAUCCUUGCGAUGACAAACGCCACAGAGACAUUUGGUCAAAAGAAAAAACCUGUGAUCGCUUACCAAAAUUCUUGGUAAUAGGACCCCAGAAAACUGGAACCACUGCUUUGUAUUUGUUCCUGGUUAUGCAUCCUUCCAUCUUUAGUAACUCCCCCAGCCCAAAAACCUUUGAGGAGGUACAGUUCUUUAAUAGAAAUAACUACCACAGGGGGAUUGAUUGGUAUAUGGAUUUCUUCCCAGUCCCAUCUAAUGUCACCACUGACUUUCUGUUUGAAAAGAGUGCCAAUUACUUCCACUCAGAGGAAGCUCCUAAAAGAGCAGCUUCUCUGGUCCCCAAAGCCAAGAUCAUCACAAUCCUCAUCGACCCCUCAGAUCGAGCAUAUUCCUGGUAUCAGCAUCAGCGAUCGCAUGAAGACCCUGCAGCUCUGAAGUUUAGCUUCUACGAAGUGAUCUCAGCUGGGCCCCGUGCACCCUCCGAGCUUAGAGCCUUGCAGAAGAGAUGUUUGGUCCCAGGGUGGUAUGCCAGCCACAUCGAGAGAUGGCUUGUUUAUUUCCCUCCCUUUCAGUUGCUAAUUAUCGACGGGCAACAGCUAAGGAUGGAUCCUGCUACAGUGAUGGACGAAGUACAGAAAUUUCUAGGAGUCUCUCCUCAUUAUAAUUACUCUGAAGCUUUAACGUUUGAUUCUCAUAAAGGGUUCUGGUGUCAGUUAUUGGAAGAAGGUAAAACAAAAUGCCUUGGAAAGAGCAAAGGAAGAAAAUACCCUCCAAUGGAUCCUGAUAAAAAUGCCAGCAUCCAACUGUCACCAAAACAUCAUAGAAUGCAUGUAAUCCAGAGCAGAGAAUUUCUGUCAAGCUACUACAGAGAUCACAACGUGGAACUGUCCAAACUGCUGCACAGACUGGGGCAGCCUCUGCCAUCCUGGCUGCGACAGGAGCUGCAGAAAGUGAGAUAGCACUGAGACAACUUGAGAGCCCGUCUGCCGUGUAACAUUCACCUUUCCCAAAGCUUCCAAAAGCUACCAAAAGGCUGUUUAAAAAUAUACCUCUUCAAAUGAGAAAAAAAGAACAAAGUUCCUUCCAUGUGCUGGCAUGUGGAUGAUUAGGAAAAAACAAACAAAAAGAAAAGAAAAAAGAAAAAAAAAAAGAAAAUAUACCUGUUACAAGCCUUGAGGCCUAUGGCCUUUCUCUCAAUCCAUAUCUGAGCCUGUGGGAUUAUUGUAGACUACUGUGCACUCUUGUGGAAGUCAAGUGCAACCAAUAUAGGUAUCAAACACAAAUGCAGAAUUGUUCCAUUUCAUAGUAAUAUUUACACUUUUAUAUAUCAAGUAAGAUUGUGUGUCUGUAGAUUUUUAGGCCACUGUUUGCCUGUAAAAUGUUUUCUUAUUCUUUGAUUCUAUAAGUGUCCUACAAAACAAGAAGCAAAAUAAACAUCACAAUGUAGCAUAAAAUGCCAAAGGCAUAAUACCCAUGAAAAUGCUUGCCAAGAUAUAAACCCACUGAAUAUUUAAAAGAAUCGUAAAUUAAAAUUUGCGCUAGAUCAGAGAGUGACAAAGUUAUAUAUGAGGUUUACCUGCAUCUCAAUAAAAAGGUAAGUGCUAUAGCAAAAAAAAGUGAUUUUUCAUACACAUACUUUACUGCAUUUAUGUAAAAAUUACUAACCUCUGUCGUAAUGUAAUUGUUAUAUUGAGAUAUGUUGUAAAGCCAUCAAAAGGUACAUGGAAACACGCUGAGUAUACUAAAACGGUAAAUGGUAAUGUAAAGUGUACUUACUAACUCCUCUAAAAGGGAGAAAUUGUAGGAGUCUUAGAUAUAUCAUUGACAAUUUAUCUCCUCUUUUUGAGAACUACAAAGCUAUCCAACAGUCCUCACUGGUUCUACAGAAACACUUGCAUAGAAUGUGAGGUAUGUGUCAUCUCCAGAAACAUACUGACUUUUAAAAGUAAACAACUUUUUAAAAAUUUUCUCAAGAACAAGACCUAUUAAAUGAAAACUAAGCACAGUGUCUCUAGAUGAUAUGUUAUGUUAUUCAUAUCUAAUUAUAGAAAAACCACAUUUUUCCAGAUAGUUCAAAAUGAAAUUGUGUAAUGUAGAGAUUUAUUAAAAAAAUUGAUAUAUGAUUUUUAAUCUCAUAUUUCCCAUGAUACUUUUAAUAUAAGGCAGAAGAAAAUAAGCCAGGGCCACAUCCCAUUUUCUUUAGAAUAUUUUGUAUAUUCUCUUGUGGAAGACAAUAAAACAUAGUUCAAUAUAAGGAUUAUCUACCAAAUUAAUUGGAGGGAGGUCAAAGAUGAGCCAGACAUGAUUCCUUAACUUAAAUUUUAAUUGAUCAUAUGAUUAAUAAAGUAUUCAAAAAAGAAAAGAAUCAUACUUAUUGUCCUAUGCUUGCAUUUACUUAAUUUUUAAAUUCACUGUACACAUAAAAAAAUUAAGUAGUAAAGUCCCUGCUAUGAUUACAUAAGCUGUUAUAAAACGUUAUUGAAAGUAUGAUCAGGAGAAAAAAGAUAUGCAAGAAAAAGCUAAAGCCCAAAUAUUUUCUUUGUCAUUAUAAUGUGCGAAACUACUCCAUCAAUUAUUCACUAAUUAGAAAACGAAUUUGGAGAUCCUUCCACUUACUGGAAAUUUUUUAAAUUACAUUAUAAUUAUUAGGUAUUUUUUUAAAGUUGUAUGUACCCAAAUAAUACACUAAGUUUUAAACAAACAAGCUAAUACCCAAAAGAACUGGAGAAAGAACAGGUUUUUAAGACCUCUACUAUAAAAGCAAAAUCAAAGUCAUUUGGACCAAUAUGGUAAACUCAAUCUUCAUGUUUACUGUGGCCUUUUUUAAAGCAGCACUUGCCCAGCACGGUAGGAAAAUGAAUGUAAUCUUUCAUCUCCGCUAAUUCAAGAAAACUGGCUUAAGAGGGGCACACAUGAUGAGAAUAAGGCCCAGCAGUUACAUACAAUAUCAUGUUUUUAUUUUGACAACACUUCCACUGAUUAAAAAAGAAAAGAAAAAGAAAAACUGAUACAUUUGUGUUUUAAUGACAGGAUGUGCAUUUAAAUUUCUAAACAAAGCUGCUCACGGCACAAUUUUGUCCAGAUAAACUGAGUCAGGUGCCAGCCAACCCUUUAAGAUAAAAGUUAAAAAACAUACUGGAUGCUUGUAUAAUGAAAGAAAAAGGAAAAGAUCAUACCAAAAUUUACUCAUUCGGAGGACAGGCAUUAUGCUAUCUAUAGUAGCAAACCUUUGAAAGGAUUUUUGACCACUCAAUGUAUCUUGGAGGCAACAUCAAAUUCUAGAGGACAUACAUACUUUCUAAAUUAAAUACUCCAGCUGGUUAUUAAGAUAUUCUAAAUGUAACAUAAAUACAUAUGAGAAAAGAAUGAGAGCUAAUGUGAUUUAAAACUAGCUUUGUAUAGAAUUCCUUUUUCAUUGCUUAAAAUUGGAACUUCCUCAGGAAGAAAUGAAAUGGUUAUUUCAAUGUUUAUAGCUAUGAUAUUCUUGUCAUUCACAUUGAAUGAAAAUUACUGGAAACAUUUUUUCUCUGAGUUUUUUAAAAUAAAAAACCUAAAUAUAAUUCUGAUAGUAGCAUGGUACCUCAUAUGUACAACAAUAAA
Molecule: messenger RNA, 6019 nt
Organism: Ailuropoda melanoleuca (giant panda)
Lineage: Eukaryota; Metazoa; Chordata; Mammalia; Carnivora; Ursidae
Product: N-deacetylase and N-sulfotransferase 3
Exons: 17
Coding region: 634-3378 (914 amino acids)
Cellular component (GO): Golgi apparatus
Molecular function (GO): heparan sulfate N-sulfotransferase activity; deacetylase activity; hydrolase activity
Source: RefSeq, a predicted model, not a curated record